AUGUCCGUGUCCGUUAAUGGCGUAGCGCCGCUGCAAGUCCGCCUCGCUGACGCCACUGACGGAGAUGCAGACGACGGCGCAGGCGGACUGUUAACCGCAGACUUUCUGGCGGGAGCAAUGGCGGCGGAAGGGGGGAGGGGGAUCUCCGCCGACUGGGCGCCCGUGGAGCGGGGCGGAGGGAGUGGGGGAGGCGGCGAUUCGCGGCGGCUUCUGGCGGAGAAAUGGUCGGAGAAAGUCGUUGGCGCGGGUGGCAGCUCUGCGAUGGCUGUGGGCGGAACCGCGCCAGCCGUUGUUCCGCCUGCUUCGGCAACUGUUGCAACGACAAUCACCGCCUCCGCCUCCGCUUCGGCUUCCGCUUCCGCUUCCCCCGCCGUUCCCGCCGCCGCCGCUGACGCUGCUGCAGCCGCCGGGUCUAUAGCAGCGAGCGGAACAGCAGGAGGCCCCGCGGGGGGGGAGCCGGGUCGCGGGGAGAAGGUUCGGGGGCAGGGGGAAACCUGGGGUGAUGAUGACGCGGCGGGCGGCCGACGGAUCGCAGCUAGUGACUUAAGCGAGACGCGUAUAUCGAGUGAGGCGUUAGUGCGAGAACCGGCAGGUUCAUUAGAAUUAGUCUGCGACGGCAAUGGCGGGGCAAGGGGAGGGGCAGGAGGGCCAGGAAAAGCAGGAGGGGUAGGAGAAGCAGGAGGAGCAGGAGAAGCAGGAGGGGCAGGAGAAGCAGGAAGGGCAGGAGGGGCAGAAGAGGCGGAGACAGGGUCUCCUGAAGGAUGUCAAGCGCAGGGUGGGGGGAGCGGAAGGGCGCAGCGAGGCGGGUGUGCUGGAUCCGCGUCCCCGGCUUAUCCGCAGCAGCUGCAGGCGUCGCUGCGGGAGGCGCUCGCGCGUAUAUCAAGCGUGCGGGCGUUAAGGCGCGCGCUGGCGUUUCAGCGCGCGCGCUUUCCACCACUCCCGCCGUGCCUCAUAGACGAACCGCUUUUCACGGCGAGAGGCACCUCGGAUUAG
Closterium sp. Naga37s-1 is the source of this 993-nucleotide messenger RNA. The record is from the annotation of a GenBank genome assembly. NCBI's taxonomy places the organism in Eukaryota, Viridiplantae, Streptophyta, Zygnematophyceae, Desmidiales, Closteriaceae.